GAUGCUUGGGAUUAAGAAUAAGCUAGCAUUUUCGUUGAUUAUCAGAAGGUAUGGGAGUAAAAAAUUCGGUUGGGAUCAAGGAGCUAACAUGUGCGGUAGUGAUAAGGUUGAUCUUGUUUAUCCUGUAAUCUUAAAUGUUGCACAUAGUGGGCCUACAGAAAUAAUAGUGAUCACUAGUAUUUUAGAUGAGGAUGCUGGAAAUGUAAUGGAUUUUAGAUUAUUUUGUAAGGAAUCUUGGGGAUUUAGAGGUUUCAUUUUAUCUGUCCAUAAAUGCCCCGAUGGGUGUUCCGUAUGCUAGGGAACUGAUACAGUUGUUUAAUGCAAACUUUGGUGGAUAUUAUCGACUAGUUAAACCUAAUUAAAGACAAAUGAAAUAGUAUCCAAAUGGUUGGACUACAAUUCAAGGAUUCCCUGAAGCAACUUAUUGUGGAUGUAAGCAAAAAUACAUAUGAAUUAGCUGUUGCUUUAUUUGGUGGUUAUAAUAAGAUGGGAGUUGGAACUGUUAUCAAUAAGUCUUUUUUCAUAUUCCAAGACAUUCUAAAAUAAAGAUCAAUUUUUGUGGGCAAAGAUUGACUCCUGGAA
Paramecium octaurelia is the source of this 582-nucleotide messenger RNA. The record is from the annotation of a GenBank genome assembly. NCBI's taxonomy places the organism in Eukaryota, Ciliophora, Oligohymenophorea, Peniculida, Parameciidae.